CUAAAAUGUCUACUGAGGCACAGAGAGUGGAUGAUAGUCCCAGUACUAGUGGAGGAAGUUCCGAUGGGGACCAACGUGAAAGUGUGCAGCAGGAACCAGAAAGAGAGCAAGUUCAGCCCAAGAAAAAAGAGGGGAAAAUAUCCAGCAAAACAGCUGCUAAACUGUCAACUAGUGCUAAAAGAAUCCAGAAGGAACUUGCAGAAAUUACGUUGGACCCUCCUCCCAACUGUAGUGCUGGACCCAAAGGAGACAACAUUUAUGAAUGGAGGUCAACUAUAUUGGGACCCCCAGGAUCUGUCUAUGAAGGAGGGGUGUUCUUUCUUGACAUUACCUUUUCACCAGACUAUCCGUUUAAACCCCCUAAGGUUACCUUCCGAACAAGAAUCUAUCACUGUAAUAUUAACAGCCAAGGCGUGAUCUGUCUGGACAUCUUAAAGGACAACUGGAGUCCGGCCCUAACCAUUUCUAAAGUUCUCCUCUCCAUCUGCUCACUUCUUACAGAUUGCAACCCUGCUGACCCUCUGGUAGGCAGCAUUGCCACGCAGUACAUGACCAACAGAGCGGAGCACGACCGGAUGGCCAGACAGUGGACCAAACGGUACGCCACAUAGGGGCCUGCUGCCUGCCUCCCCGCCGGACCUGUGCAAGCACAUUCACCAAGUGCAUCAAUAGCCCUGCCCACCCCUCCCAACCUCAGUUCUUAUUUUCUUAUUUUUAUUAGAUUUUGAACCAUUUUGUGAUGGUAUGUCAUCUAUCCCCCCUCUUACCUACUCCUCCCCUCCCUUUGACUCUCUUUUUGAUUUCUUAACUUGAAAGAUUUGGGUUGUUGUUUUUUUUUUCCCACCUCAAAGUGGAUGGGAGCUUUUGUUUUCAGUGCAAAAAAUGUUGGCCCUGUAAUAGUAAAAGCUUUCUUACAAAGCUUUGUAUUACUGUGUGGUUUUGUUUUUUUCUUGUCAUUUUGUUUAUUUUGAUUUUUUCCCCCUUUUAUGCGAUCUUCGGGAAAACACAAGUUCAGAAUUAUAUCUUGUUUCUACUUAAAUGUAGUGCUUAGGAUUAAUUUUUUGUACUGAAGUCUUUAUUGGUGGGUGCAUGCUACUGGGAACAAGUUUUUGUACAAAAGCUUAAAUCAGAAUCACUGUGCAUUACUGAAACUCUGUUUAUCACUAGCCUUCUGUCCCCCACACAGAAGACUGUUGGAUUGAACAAAAUAAUAUGUAUUUUGAUUUCCUUAAAGUGCUUGUAAAUUUCUUAGGGACCUGCCACUUUUGACUGUGGAUCAGUUGAUGUACACUUGUAUUACUAAAGCACUCAAUAAAUCACUGUGGCUGAUAAAUGC
This is a messenger RNA of Orycteropus afer afer, 1336 nucleotides long. Its product is annotated as ubiquitin-conjugating enzyme E2 E2. Gene Ontology annotation, cellular component: nucleus. Gene Ontology annotation, molecular function: ubiquitin conjugating enzyme activity. The record is from RefSeq and is a predicted model, not a curated record. NCBI's taxonomy places the organism in Eukaryota, Metazoa, Chordata, Mammalia, Tubulidentata, Orycteropodidae. Gene Ontology annotation, biological process: protein polyubiquitination.